This is a messenger RNA of Annulohypoxylon maeteangense, 3087 nucleotides long. Its product is annotated as fungal-specific transcription factor domain-containing protein. The coding region runs from base 1 to 3087 and encodes 1028 amino acids. The transcript has 2 exons. The record is from RefSeq and is a predicted model, not a curated record. Lineage: Eukaryota; Fungi; Ascomycota; Sordariomycetes; Xylariales; Hypoxylaceae. Gene Ontology annotation, molecular function: DNA-binding transcription factor activity, RNA polymerase II-specific; DNA binding; zinc ion binding. Gene Ontology annotation, biological process: DNA-templated transcription; regulation of DNA-templated transcription.
AUGGUAACUCUCAUCAAUAGCAGCGGACCCGAUCCGUUGCCAACGCCUAAACAGAUCCGAUUCGUCAAUAAUCAAGGUCAACCACCUACCAAGAGAAGAAGGAUAAACGCCGCAUGCCUCACUUGCCGUAGGCGAAAGACGAGAUGUGCCGGCGAACACCCUACGUGUUCGACCUGCACCAAGAACGGACAUGUAUGCUUAGGAUACUCCGACGGUAUCGAGAAGAGUAUCAGUAAGAAGGAACCUGGCCGACGACCGGAUGGCACCAAUUUCGAUAUCGACGAAGACGAAUACGCAGACGAAGAACCGGAGGUCGAUCGCAAGCAAUGGAAGAACGGUAAAAAUGGAAUCAAGCAAUUCGAUAUGCCCGACGACUCCCCAAAGUCCUCUCGCAGGACAUCGGAACCGGAACAGGACCGAGUGAAGCUUGAUAUACAAUUAAAAUCGGAAAAUAUAGACUGGGAAGAACCUAGCUCGCAACCGACACCGCGUCCUGAACCACUCCGACGACCUAUCAAUCCUCGAAAUCCCUCGUUCUCAACCGAAGGUGGCCAUAGUGAGACUGGUCAUUCGCCGGUACAAUACCAUAAUGAGAGCCAUCGAGUUCCGUACUUUCGCUACUUCGGCCCGACCGCUAUAGUGCCAGGUUUUAAACAGAUGGUGGUUAAGGUCCGGGAUCGAAGACGUAGCUCCAUAUCGGCUACCUCACCCAGCGGUGCGAGUUCCAUAUUCUCCGGUCUCAUGACCUCGAUGCAGCAAGACGUUGAAUUAGGCCACCUAGACGAUAUGCCCAUUUACGACCCGACCGACACGAAUGAUGUACAUCCUCUGAUUAUCCAACUCGUCGAUACAUUCUUUAUACAUCUAGGAAGCAACUACCCCUUCCUACGUCGCGAGAAAUUCCCUAAGUUAGUUCAGGAGAAGCGAGUAGAACCCAUAUUAGUAGAUGCCGUCUGUGCUCUCGCAGCUCGGUUCUCCGAUAACCCCCUGUUUCGAAGGUGGAACGAAGGCAAGCUAGCUAAAUCGGAGUAUGGCUACAUAUAUGCCCAGCGAGCGAAGUCGGCAACCGUCGAUACCUUUCCAUGUCCAUCGGUCGCUGCUGUCCAGGCAUGUCUAUUGAUGGCAUAUGAUGGUUUCGGUGCCGACCAGGAUAGCGCCCUGUGGAUGUACUUAGGAAUAGCGAUUCGUAUGGCAGUAGACUUAGGCUUGUCUAAAGAAGAUGGUGUGCGGUAUCAGGGCGAGAGAGAUCCUUGGUAUGCACGCGGAUAUAACAGAAAGGAAGGCGACGACUUUGUCCAACCGAGUCAAGUUGGUGCAGAUGGGAACGUUCUCACUCCCGAGGAACAGAAAGAGGUUGAACAGGAACGGAUUGACACAUUUUGGGCCGUGUUCUUCUUAGACCGCGCCAUUUCCUCUGGUACUGGUCGACCUGUCACCCUUAAAGAUGACGACUUCGAACUGGAACUCCCAAAAUCAUCUAUUGAUCCUGUAUCCGGGUGGCCCGACCCAUUGGCAUCGUUGCUGCAGAUUAUUCAUCUCUAUGGCCGAGUUUCGGACGUGCUUAAUAACAUCACGCAUGCCCAAGACCUUACACAAGACAAGUUGAACAAGCUGUCUCAUAUGGAGUCGGAGCUCACAAGACUCCAUCAGAGGACUGAUCCACGCCUUCGGUUCGAUGCCAACAACUUUCAAGCUCACGUCAAGAAUGGCCAAGGUACAACCUUCAUACUUCUACACUUUUGGUUCCACGCUUUGAUCAUCGUCCUACACCAGCCGACGUUAUUAACGAAAGAGGGUACGAUCAACCGCUCGCAUCAAUUGAAGCCACAUAGUCGGGAGUUAUCUAUGUCGAGUGCCAAGACGAUUGCCGAUAUUCUCGCCUUCGCCGAAUUACUCGAUCCCAAAUGCUUUAUCGGCAAUCCAUUUACCUCCCAGCCUAUAUAUAUCGCAGCAUGUGCGUUCAUAAAGGAGUCUAAGUCUAGCAUGUCACAACCGGCUUCAAGAGACACAUCCCCUUCCCCCGAUGCAAAAGGCCAUGCAAAUAAGGCUCAUCCGGUUACGAUAGACCCGGGUCCGGCUUCGAGGCACCUCUUACUUGCCUCAGCCGCGAAUCAGAACUAUCAAGCUUGCUACAAAGCCCUAAAGCAGAUGCACACAUAUUGGGGAGGUGUUCGAUACAUAUUAACCGCACUAGAUCAGAAACUCGACGGUCAGUGGGACUGCGAGACUUACACGAUCGAGGAGUACGAGAGUGCCAGGCGUUAUCGCCAAAGCAGCGCCAUCGCCAGAUUCGCGAAACAAUUCGAAUACCCAUCCUCUCCAAUUCCCGACAACGGACCUCCUCUAGCAUGGUCGUUAACGGGUACGACCAAUUCGCCGAAUUCAAGCUUAACGCUACUCUUCCAGAACCCUGUGAACCCGAACGGCGCCAUGCCCACCCAAGUCCUCCAAUCCACCGUUCCCACCUCAGCCGCUCCUACAUCCGCACCUACACCGCCGGGAAACAUGAUUUACGACCCCAUACGCCAGAGUCUACCAGAGACCACGGCAUCCAUCUACCACCCCGCCUACCCGCAACCAGCCACAUCCGCAAUGCGGCACUCAAUAAACCGCUCGCGCCGCGUCUCCGGCGGUUCAGGAGCGCAAGGCAAAUCCUCAUAUCUACGCUACGAAAGCAUGUCCUCCCAAGACGACCUCAACAAGCCCAACUCCUCACAAGUAACCCUAAGCGUAGCGCCGACAUCCUACACGCCAUCAUCGCAGCAAUCGUACGAGCAAUCGGGCGGGAGCGGGUAUCCGACGAACGGGUCACCGGCAAGUAGUACGCAGAGCCAGAACAUGUCGACAUCAUCGACGUCAGACGGGCCGUCGAACUUCGCGCAGAGCGGGAGCGGGCUCGCUUCUAGCGGGUACUCGUACCUCGGCCCUGGCGGGGCGUCGAAUCUGCAUCUGCUCACAUAUGAUAAUGAGACGGACAUCGGACAGCAUUUGACGAGUUUUGAGAGCACGGAGAUGAUGAGCUGGUUUGGGGAGUAUUGGCCUGGGGAUAGUACGUGGUUGUUUCCCGGGGACUCGACGAUGUCGUGA